UCCCGCCACCUACAUCUACAGUCGUUUCACAAACCAGUGUCUCAGAGGGCAUACAUCUUCAAGCAUGCGUUUUCCAGACGCCAAGAAACUGUGUAUGGAGAACUCAGGACAUCUCGCCUUCAUAAGAUCUGAGGAGGACAACAAACAAGCUUCCAUUGUUGCAAACGACAGAACUGUAUGGAUCGGUCUGGAGCGCGCUAACAUCGAUGUUGCUUGGCGCUGGACAAACGGACAGGCCCUUUGGUCCUACAGCAACUGGAAUCCCGCAAUGGAGAAUGCAACUGAUCAGAUUUAUGGCAAGAUGUUUGUUUCUGGCUUAUGGGGUGCCUAUGGCGUAAAUGGGAAGUUAAAUGCUCUCUGUGAGAUUGACGUUGAGGUGAAUGACGAUGCACCUUGGUGCAUAUAGAUGCUCAUGUAUUAUGUAUGUAUUGAAUAUAAUAUAUCAACUACCAACCAUGUCUGAAGAUGGAGCGUUACAAUUCUGUUUCUACAAACAGGGUAGUGAUAUAUAUAGCACAGAAAGCGUGAUAACGAGUCAUGUACCCAUUAUGUUCAGUAUUGUGCAAAACACUUACAACAACCACCUUAACACUGUU
Molecule: messenger RNA, 596 nt
Organism: Haliotis rufescens (red abalone)
Lineage: Eukaryota; Metazoa; Mollusca; Gastropoda; Lepetellida; Haliotidae
Product: lectin BRA-3-like
Exons: 2
Coding region: 65-406 (113 amino acids)
Source: RefSeq, a predicted model, not a curated record